CGUUUGUCUGGCCUGGUAAAUGAGGUGUGCCAACAUGAAGUAAAUACCAUUGGCAUUUUGGUGCACCCAAAUUGUUCAUUUGAUGCCAGGAAAGAUUAGGAUAUCCAUGCCCUGAUGCGUCAGUGCAUAUUUAGGUUCUGAACCCCUUUAGAGGUUUUGUCUUCACAGAAGCCCAUGAAUGCAGCUACAAUAACUGUGCCGGGUUAAGCACCAUACAAGGUCAAUCCCCAUGAACAACCACCGGACUUACACAGACUGGCACACUGACUGGACAUUUUGGUGAGAAGUCAAAAUGGCGGAUCGCACUAUUCCUCAUGCUUACCCAAUGAGUACGGAUUAUGAGAUGUGUAGCCCCCCUCGAAUCUAUGACCAGAACUUUGCAGAGGCACUGACUCCCAAGGACCUACUGGCCCCUGUCCUGUAUCAUGGAUACUACAUCCGUCCCCGCAUCAACAAACAGCUCGAAAGAGGUUUCUCCCAGGUAGAAAGUGAAGACGACUGGUAUCGAGUACUGCUGGAUGUAUGCCAGUUCACGCCGGAUGAGAUAAGUGUGCGAACAGUGGACAACUUGUUAGAAGUGACUGGGCGACACGCUCAGAGAAUGGACGGGCAUGGCUUCGUGAGCCGAGAGUUUACCCGCACUUACAUCUUACCAAUGGGUGUAGAUCCUAUGCUGGUGCAGGUGUCUCUCUCUCACGACGGGAUACUCUGUAUCCAGGCACCGCGGAAAGCAGAGGACCUGGAGCCCAAGAUCAACAAGCUCAAGAUUAAAGUGGACAAGAAGGAAAGCAAGAGCUCCUAAAGUGGACUUAGAAAUGUUUGUUUUUUCAAUUAUGGCUGGGGUUUAUGUAUGUCAUCAUUCAUUUCAUAAAGUGUAUUUGGUCUUCAAAAAAAUAAAUAUUGUACUCACAGUUGCGUUGUGA
Paramisgurnus dabryanus is the source of this 923-nucleotide messenger RNA. It is a transcript of the gene hspb2, whose product is annotated as heat shock protein, alpha-crystallin-related, b2. Gene Ontology annotation, biological process: protein refolding; response to heat; negative regulation of apoptotic process. Gene Ontology annotation, cellular component: nucleus; cytoplasm. The record is from RefSeq and is a predicted model, not a curated record. Gene Ontology annotation, molecular function: structural constituent of eye lens. NCBI's taxonomy places the organism in Eukaryota, Metazoa, Chordata, Actinopteri, Cypriniformes, Cobitidae.